Molecule: messenger RNA, 2146 nt
Organism: Sitodiplosis mosellana (orange wheat blossom midge)
Lineage: Eukaryota; Metazoa; Arthropoda; Insecta; Diptera; Cecidomyiidae
Gene: nSMase
Product: putative neutral sphingomyelinase
Exons: 7
Coding region: 157-1389 (410 amino acids)
Cellular component (GO): cytoplasm
Molecular function (GO): sphingomyelin phosphodiesterase activity
Source: RefSeq, a predicted model, not a curated record
GCAAUUCAAAACGCCAAACAAACACAUUGCUAUUUGUUGUGUAUUCCAGUCAAACAAACAGUCAAAGAAUCAGCUGCAUUAGAGGCUCAUCAAAACACAUCAUUCAUCUCAUAGACUUGACAUCCGUUGCAUUUAGUGAAAGUUUCAGUUAGAAAAAUGCAACUUGAACUCAGUAUACUUACAUUGAAUGUGUGGGGCAUUCCAUAUGUUUCAAAAGACCGUGAUAUCCGCAUGCAAGCGAUUGGUGACUUUUUCGAUGCGAACAGUCAUUAUGAUGUGAUCUCACUACAAGAAGUAUGGACUGAACGGGAUUAUCAAUCGAUUCGAAAGGCAGCGGAAAGGAAUUUACCAUUUUCACAUUAUUUUUAUAGCGGAGUGUUCGGAUCGGGUUUAUGCAUUUUAUCAAAAUAUCCUAUAGUGUCAACUCUAUUUCAUGCUUGGUCUGUCAAUGGUUAUGUCCAUCGAAUUCACCAUGGCGAUUGGUUCGGUGGGAAGGGAGUCGGCCUAUGUAAAAUAUUGGUUGGUGAACAUCUUGUGAACGUGUAUAUUGCUCAUCUUCAUGCGGAAUAUGACCGUGAAAGUGAUGAUUACAAUGCGCAUCGUGUGGUGCAGGCGUUCGACACCGCUCAAUUCAUUCAAUCAACACGAUGUGACUCAUGCGUACAGGUGCUUGCUGGUGAUUUAAAUACGGAACCCGGCGAUUUGGCGUACCGAAUUUUAAUGGCGGCAUCUGGGUUACGCGAAACAUACAAUGAGACGGAGCAUGGAGACUGUUGCACGAAUGAAUGCGUUGAUAAUUCGUACACACCAACCGCAAUGAAAGAAAAUGCACCGAAAGGGAAGCGAAUCGACUACAUUCUAUAUCGCAAUGGAUACAAUCACCAGGUCAAAGUGCUCGAACACAAGCUACCACUGCCACCCAAGAUACCAGGGCUUGAAAUUAGCUACUCGGAUCAUGAAGCGGUUUCAGCGAAGCUCUUGAUUCAGACCAAAUCAAAGUCGGCCGAAACGAUCAACACAUGUGCAGCUAAAAUCGCCGAAGCUAAUGCAUCGGCCCAUACAGAUACAUUGGGCGAAGGUAUCGAAGUUUUGGAUCAAAUUCUGAAACGACUACGUUCGGAUAAAAACGCUUAUUUCGCAUUGGCUCUGCUGUUGAUUAUUCCGUUGUUCUUUUUAAUUGACGUCUACCCACCGUUCGGUAUGGGCAUGUUAUAUCUAGUAGCGAAAAUGAUAUUCAGUGGCAUCGUCAUCUUCUUCAUUUUCAUGGCAACAAUGUGGAAUUCAAUUGAGAGAAAUGGCAUUCUAUCAACCAAACUCUCAAUGGAAAUGGCUCGAACGGCGAUAGCGCACUACGACAAUCAGCCAUUUCUCAACGAUCAUUCAUGUUAAUAAAUUGAUGAAGAAAAGAACUUUUCCCGACCAGAGUCAUCAUCGUUCAAGUUGAUCAACAUCGACAAUGAUGAGGAAAAGCUCUUUUCAUGACUAGAGUCAUCAUCAAUAGUUCUAAUACAUUUAAGUUGAUUUUCAUAAAGUAUGAAGCGAUAAAGUUCAUGUCAAGUAAUUGACGGCCGUCGAUCAUCACUGUCGUUUCAACAACGCAAACAAAAAAGACAUUGAUUCGAACUUUUAAAGUACAAUCGAUUUUUUAUUCGAGAUUUUUUUAGAAAAAAAUAUUAUUCUCGAUGAAAAAAAGUAUCAUAUGAGUUAUAUACUUAAGUUUAACCUAACGAUACAAAGCAAAGCCGCUUAAAAUAGACAUCAAAUGAAUUUGGCUUUUUCUAGACAAAAAUCCGCAGCCAAAAUCGAAAAAAAAACCAUUUGGCCACUGAUAAAUAUUCAAAUGUGUUGUGUAAAGUAUAUACUUAAUGGAUAAUACAGUCUAAGCUAAACUAGUUAGGAAUUUCUUGGAAAAAGAACAAAUCACAAUGCCUUAAUUGUACGAUUUUAAAGAAAAAACCCUAACAAAAUCAUAAUCGCGUUUCGGAUUUGCUCACGCUUCGGCAAAUGAAGAAUAAAGAAACAAGAAAUCAAACUGAUCCGUUCAAAUAAUAAAUAUAUAUUGUAAUUUAGCAGUUAAGAUUGUCAGUUUACAAAUGUGUCAUGCGAAUGAUCACGAUAUAUCGAAUAAAAAAAAAAUCGACAAAAA